AUGCCUUUAACCGCAAAUAUUCAUCCCGAAAUUGAAUCCAAAUGUGACGCAACAUGUAACCUUAUGUCCCAAACUAUCAACAUGAUUGCGAAUGAACCCUCAAUGGGUUUGUACAGGAUCAAAGAACAUUGCAGAAAAUCGGCCAAAGAGAUGGUUUCGGCUAAACUGCUUUUAAUUCAAACGGAUAAGUCGGCCCAGGGUGCUUACUUCGAUGCAGAUUAUGCAGUGGCGACAGUACAGGAACUAGCAGAUGCGCGGCCCAAUAUCCAUAAAGCGCAGUGUGAAGUCGAAAAGGCUAUCGAACUGAAAAAAUUGAUUGACUCUAAAUGA
Messenger RNA from Symsagittifera roscoffensis, 330 nucleotides. RefSeq names its product BLOC-1-related complex subunit 8 homolog. The coding region runs from base 1 to 330 and encodes 109 amino acids. The transcript has a single exon. Gene Ontology annotation, cellular component: BORC complex. NCBI's taxonomy places the organism in Eukaryota, Metazoa, Xenacoelomorpha, Acoela, Convolutidae. The record is from RefSeq and is a predicted model, not a curated record.